Messenger RNA from Physeter macrocephalus (sperm whale), 1325 nucleotides. RefSeq names its product TLE family member 6, subcortical maternal complex member (gene TLE6). Gene Ontology annotation, molecular function: transcription corepressor activity; protein binding. The transcript is spliced from 9 exons. The record is from RefSeq and is a predicted model, not a curated record. Gene Ontology annotation, biological process: negative regulation of canonical Wnt signaling pathway; regulation of DNA-templated transcription. Lineage: Eukaryota; Metazoa; Chordata; Mammalia; Artiodactyla; Physeteridae. Gene Ontology annotation, cellular component: nucleus; transcription regulator complex. The coding region runs from base 60 to 1283 and encodes 407 amino acids.
ACCCAGAGGCCAAGACCCCACAGCCCUCCAGUCUCCAGGGGCCAAACUUCGAAGACAUCAUGGCCACGAGGUCAUCCGACUGGCUCCAGCAGACCCCCGGAGUGGACGACGACGCAGUCCACCAGCUGGACAUGCGGCCGUCCUGGGACUCAGAGCCCCGGUUUUGGCAGGAUGUUCUGACAGAGCAGCUCUGGCAGAUGUUUGCUGGGACCCAGGAUCAGGAGGAGCACCCCAGACGCAGGACAACAGAGCAGGCGCCAGGCCAGGAGCUUGCCGUAAAAACCUCUCAAUUUCUGAAGCCCAUAUGCUGGGGCCCUGAGAACUUUGAAAACACGUGGAAAAGGCCUGAUGCGUUGCCCUGGCAGUCCAAGAAGCUGGCCGUGCCACGCAGAGUGGAGAAGAUACGGAGGCUAGAACAUGGGGAGCCCGUGCUGGCCACGGCCGUCAGCAGCUUCACGCGGCACGCCUUCACCUGUGGCAGGGGCGGCGUCAAGGUGUGGAGCCUGGUCAGCCAGGUGGUGGAGGCCAGGUUUCCGGAGAGCUACCUGCGUGUACAGACCCAGGGGGCCUACCUGCGCACCUGCUUGCUGUUCUCAAACAGCACGGCCCUGCUGACGGGCGGCCACAACCUGACCAGCGUGAGCCUGUGGGACCUGACGGCACCUUCCCUGUACGUGAGAGUGGAGCUGCCCUGCGCGGGCCUCACCUGCCAGGCCCUGGCCGCCAGCCCUGAGGACAACCUGGCCUUUGCCGGCUUCACUGAUGGCAGCGUCAGGAUCUGGGACCUGCGGAACCAGAGCGUGGUCAGGGACCUGCCGGGUCACCUGAACGGUGCCAAGAGCAUUGCUGUCAAAGACCAGCACAUCUGGACGGGGGGUCUGGACGCCUGCCUGCGGUGCUGGGACCUGAGGACCACCGGGGAGCCCCAGGAAUACCAGUUCGAGUCUCAGAUAAUGAGCCUGUCCCCCAGCCCCUGGGAGGACUGGGUGCUGGUGGGCACAGCCAACGGCCAGCAGUGGCUGCAGCCCAGCCUCGGGGGCCAGAAGCACAUGGUGGGGUGUAAGGACGGCACCAUCCUCGGUCUCAAGUUCUCCCCGCUGGGCCAGUGGUGGGUGAGCGUGGGGACGGACAGCCUGGUCAGCAUCUUCAGCAUGCCCAUGGGGACCACGGUGGUCCAGGUACCCGAGACGUCCUCCAUCAUGUGCUGCGACGUGUCCCCCAGCAACCACCUGAUCGUCACGGGGUCCAGGGACCACGCCUCAGUGUACCAGAUCACGUACUGAGGGCUCGCCAGGGUGGGUGGGGUGAGCACAACUGGACCUAUG